Molecule: messenger RNA, 911 nt
Organism: Prunus persica (peach)
Lineage: Eukaryota; Viridiplantae; Streptophyta; Magnoliopsida; Rosales; Rosaceae
Product: cell division topological specificity factor homolog, chloroplastic
Exons: 2
Coding region: 94-744 (216 amino acids)
Biological process (GO): regulation of division septum assembly; cell division; chloroplast fission
Source: RefSeq, a predicted model, not a curated record
CUGGUAACCUAUACCCAAGCCCUGAACACCACACUCUUCAGCUGUGAGCCUGUGAGAGAAACAAAACCCAGUUCAUAUAAUUUCUGAAGAUAAAUGGCGAUUUCUGGUGAAUUGGGGAUCUCUGCAAUAUUGGGUUCUUGCCCUUUUAAGCACCACUCUCUGGGAAGCUCUCUCAAGCCCUCCAAGGUAACAUUGAAGGGUUUUAAUGGAGGAGGUAGUUCACGGGUGAUGAUUCAAACGUCCUUAAAUCUGGAAGGCUACAAGUCUAAGUGCCAGUGUAGACAAACGUUUGGGAUUGCAGAAAACAGUGAACCUUUUCCCGGACCUCUAAGCCAAGAAACAGAGGGCUUUCUCCUCCGUUCUAUAAACAUGAGCUUUUUUGAGCGUUUAAACUUGGCAUGGAAGAUAGUGUUCCCUUCACCAUCGACAAGAAGGAAUUCUAAUGCAAAGAUAGCCAAGCAGCGGUUGCAGAUGAUCCUCUUCUCAGAUCGAUGCGCAGUAACUGAUGACGCGAAGGAGAAGAUUGUGAGCAACAUUGUUGGUGCUCUAUCCGAUUUCGUGGAAAUAGAGUCACAGGAUAAUGUCCAGCUUAGUGUCUCAACAGAUGAAGACCUAGGCACAGUGUAUUCUGUUACAAUCCCUGUUCGGCGUGUGAAGCCUGAAUAUCAUCAAGAUGAGGAUGAUGUUGGGGUCAUAACCAAUGAUGAGUACAAGGAUAUUGGGGAACACAUUGGAUCUUAUUGAUAUGAAGUUUGAUUUCCACAUCCCUAACAACUCUCUCUCUCUGUGUUUUUAGCAUUAUUACAUUUCAUGGUAGAGCAGCUUUUAACUAAUUAGUCUCAUAUGAUUCUAUAUUGCUCAUGCUGUAAUCAAAGAGCAAUUAAGGGAGUUCAUCUCAUCCUCUUUCCAUA